UAGACCUGAAGGAAGGAAGCUACGGGAAUCGCGAGCAGGCUCUUUGAAACCUGAACGGCCAGCUCUGCGAGCCGCGAACCCACCUGCUGCAACCCAAGUCCUACCCCGGUCUGCCCUCUGAGUACCUAAGUUAAUUUUCCCCCUCCUUCCCCGAUUCAGCUCGUUCUUUCUUGGCCCCCCUCGUCCCGCCGCCGCCGCCGCCCACAGCCUCCCCUCCAGUCUCACCCCCUCUCUCGCCCGCCUGCGGCCCCGUUUCCCCAGCACACCCGCUUUUCCUCUCUUCUUCUUUUUAAGACUGCCCAGGUCCUAUGAGUUCUUUGAACUCUCGCCUAAAAGGCUUUGGUUUCGGUAAACGGAAGUCGAGCGCCUUGAUCCAGCCCCAGUCCCCAGCCCAACAGCAGCAGCAGCAGCAGCAGCAGCAGCAGCAGCAACAGCACCAGCAACAGCAACAGCACCUCCCCCAUCAACUCCAGCAGCUGCCUCAGCCGCCCACGGGAAGGGCCAGUCCUGGCCUCAGCGUGCUACAAAACCAGAACCAGAUCCCGACCCCGACGCCGACCCCGCCGCCGACGGGCGCUCCUCAAAUACCGCCGCUGUUCCCUUCAAGCGUGCCGCGCCCGGGUCCGCUCCCGCCGAGUGCAUCGCUUCCCCCGCAGCAGACCAUCCCAAUGAAUCAUCCAGGCGCUGGUCCGCGACCACCCAGCUACUCAGCAAACUACCCGCCCGGCCCUCCAGGCGCCGUCGGCCGCACCAGCCCGCUCGCCAACCAAGGCCCGACCCGCGCGCCGCCGUCGCAAAUGAUUGGAGGCCCUCCGCCCAUCAACACCGCCGCUCCCCCCGUUGCUGGGUACCCACCCCCAGUCGUGGGAGGUGGCCCUCCUCCUCCGGUGCCCGGCGGUCCCCCGGGCUACGCCGGCCCGACCGGCUACCCGCCCCCGGCGCCCCAGCCCGCCGGGCCCAUCGCUCCUUACGCGCGCAAUGCCGCCGAGGUCGAGGGCAACAGCCGCAGCAAGGCCCAGCUGAUCGUCGGCAUUGAUUUUGGCACAACUUUCUCCGGCGUCGCCUUCGCCUUCGCGACGAACAACGAGGCCAAGGAAGACAUCAUUACUGAGUGGCCCGGCGCCGGCUCGUACACAAAGCAGAAGAUCCCGACAGUGCUCUACUAUGACCAGUACCAGAAGGUGGUUGGCUGGGGCCCCGAUAUCGCCGAUGCCCUCGCCCCCACCGGCUACCCCAAGCCGGGCGUGCAGAAGGUUGAAUGGUUCAAGUUGCAGCUAAUGCUCUCGGGCAACACGUACAUCGACCCCAUCAAUCUGCCGCCGCUGCCGCCGGGCAAGUCGGAGAUUGAUGUGGCGGCCGACUACCUCUUCAAGCUCCGCCAGGCCAUGCGCGCUGCCCUGCAGAAGACGCUCGGCGAGGUAUUCAACCGCGAGGAAAGGAACAUCCGCUACUACCUGACCGUGCCGGCCAUCUGGAACGACGCCGGCAAGGCCGCCACCCGUGCCGCCGCCAUCCAGGCCGGAUUCCUCCGGGAUGAGAACGACAACCGUCUGACGCUGGUCAGCGAGCCCGAGGCGGCCGCGCUCUUCUGCUCCAAGACGGGUCUGCUCAACCUCAAGGUGCACGACGCCGUGCUCAUCGUCGACUGCGGCGGCGGUACGGUCGACCUGAUCGCGUACGAGGUCGAGGACGAGAACCCCUUCACGGUGGCCGAGUGCACGGCCGGUUCGGGCGACUCGUGCGGCUCGACCGCACUGAACAGGAAUUUCAGCAACAUCCUGCGGACCAAGAUCCGCAAGAUGAAGCUGCCCGACGGCUCCAAGACGGCCGGCCGCGUGUACGCCAAGUGCAUCAUGGACUUCGAGAACCGGAUCAAGGCCGACUUCCGGAAUAACGGUCAGAAGUGGGCCGUGGACGUCGGAAUCGAGGCCGAGUUCCCCGAGGCCGGCAUCGAGGAGGGCUACAUGACCUUCACCAACGAGGAGAUCCUGCAGUGCUUCGAGCCCGUCGUGAACCGCAUCCUGGAGCUGGUCCGAAACCAGAUCAUCGCCAUCCAGGCGCAGAACAGGACGCUGCAGAACAUCCUGGUCGUCGGCGGCUUCGGUGCCUCGGAGUACCUCUUCCAGCAGAUCAAGCUCCACGUGCCGCCGCAGUUCCAGUCCAAGGUGGUCCGGCCCAUGGACUCGGUCGCUGCCAUCGUCAAGGGCGCCGUCACGGCCGGCAUCACCGAGAGAGUCAUCACACACCGCGUCGCCCGCCGGCACUACCUCAUGGCCACGCUGCAGCCGUUCAAGGAAGGCUACCAUCCCGAGGCGUACCGCGUGCCCUCGCUCGACGGCAAGGACCGCUGCAAGUUCACGCGCCAGAUCUUCGUCCAGAAGGGCCAGAAGGUCAAGAUCGGCGAGCCGGUCAAGGUCUCGUUCUUCCGGCAGGUCGCGCCCGGCGCCACGCUCAUGUACGAGGACAUUCUGUACGCCUGCGACGACGACGUCUGCCCGGAGUAUACCAAGGAUCCCCGGAUCAAGGAAGUGGUCACGCUCACGUCGGACCUGUCGCGCAAGAACCUGGAGAAGGACUUCGAGCGCAUGGACACGCCACAGGGCACCUUCUACCGUGUCUACUUCGACAUCUACCUCACCCUGGACGGCUCCGAGUUCAGCGCCGAGCUCGUCUGCCAAGGCGAGGUCAUGGGCCGGUGCAGGGCGCGCUUCAGGUGAAGAAGGAGAGAGACAGAGAGAAGCGGCGUCAACGAGGGACAUGUCGAAA
Messenger RNA from Thermothielavioides terrestris NRRL 8126, 2766 nucleotides. RefSeq lists its product as uncharacterized. The transcript has 4 exons. The record is from RefSeq and is a predicted model, not a curated record. Lineage: Eukaryota; Fungi; Ascomycota; Sordariomycetes; Sordariales; Chaetomiaceae. Gene Ontology annotation, molecular function: ATP-dependent protein folding chaperone; ATP binding. The coding region runs from base 309 to 2717 and encodes 802 amino acids.